This is a messenger RNA of Photinus pyralis (common eastern firefly), 2637 nucleotides long. It is a transcript of the gene ras, whose product is annotated as inosine-5'-monophosphate dehydrogenase. The record is from RefSeq and is a predicted model, not a curated record. Gene Ontology annotation, molecular function: IMP dehydrogenase activity. Gene Ontology annotation, biological process: GTP biosynthetic process. NCBI's taxonomy places the organism in Eukaryota, Metazoa, Arthropoda, Insecta, Coleoptera, Lampyridae. The transcript is spliced from 12 exons. The coding region runs from base 263 to 1825 and encodes 520 amino acids. Gene Ontology annotation, cellular component: cytoplasm.
UCAAAAAGUCGCAACUAAAUUAGUUGUAGUUAGAAGAAUUGUGUGACGUCAUUGGUUGCUUUGUCAUUGGUGUGCGAGGAGCUUUAUUACCAACUGAAGUGUCGUAUAGUUGGCUUUAGCUAGCAGCGGUAGUGCACGAAACGUGGUUGUGCUGACUUCUCAUUAAAUUUUAUUUCAAAUAUUCCAAUUACCGCCUUUGUUUUACAAUUAAGCACUAAUUAAACAUUUUAUAAUCUUGUUUGUCAGUAAUACAUCCACUGUUAUGGCAGAUAUUAAACCAAAUAUAAUGGAAAAUGGAAAUGACGAUACCCCAGAAGAUGGGCUUAGUGCUAAAGAGAUGAUUUCGGAUGGAAACGGUUUAACAUACGAUGACUUCAUCUUGCUUCCCGGUUACAUUGAUUUCCUAGCAGAGGAAGUUGAUUUAUCGUCACACUUAACAAAAAAACUAAUAUUAAAAGCGCCACUAGUAUCGUCACCUAUGGAUACAGUUACCGAAGCGGAUAUGGCAAUCGCCAUGGCUCUUUGUGGAGGUAUCGGUAUUAUUCAUCACAAUUGCACUCCGGAUUUUCAGGCGAACGAGAUAUUGAAAGUCAAGAAAUACAAACACGGUUUUAUACGGGAUCCGAUUGUGUUGUCGCCCGACAACACGGUGGGGGACAUUUUGCAUGUUAAAAAGACGCACGGUUUCUGCGGUACACCUAUUACAGAAAAUGGAAAGUUAGGUGGAAAGUUAGUGGGAAUUGUAACGUCACGUGAUAUUGACUUCUUAGAAGAUAACGAUAAAGCAAAUAUAAAAUUAGGAACAGUUAUGACUCCCUUUGACAAACUCAUAACGGCACAAUCCGGAGUAACGCUUACAGAGGCGAAUUCUAUUUUGGAAAAAAGCAAAAAAGGAAAAUUACCGAUUGUAAAUUCUCAAGGACAUUUGAUAGCUUUAAUUGCACGUACUGACUUGAAGAAAGCUCGGAAUUACCCUAUCGCGUCGAAAGACGAAAAUAAACAAUUAAUCGUCGGUGGAGCGAUAGGUACCAGAGAAGAGGAUAAAAUCAGAUUGCACUUACUAGCUCAAGCCGGUGUCGACGUUGUUAUUUUAGAUUCCUCACAGGGUAAUUCUAUAUAUCAGAUAAAUAUGAUUAAAUACAUUAAGAAGACAUAUCCCAAUUUACAAGUGAUUGGUGGAAAUGUUGUAACGAUUCAACAAGCGAAAAAUUUAAUAUACGCCGGAGUGGACGCGUUACGUGUUGGAAUGGGAAGUGGUAGUAUUUGCAUAACGCAGGAGGUGAUGGCGGUCGGCCGACCACAGGCGACAGCGGUUUACAAGGUUGCGGCGUACGCUCGGAGGUUUGGUGUCCCUGUAAUCGCGGACGGUGGCAUACAGUCGGUGGGUCACAUAAUAAAAGCAUUGUCGCUCGGCGCCUCGACCGUGAUGAUGGGUUCGUUAGUAGCUGGCACUUCUGAGGCACCGGGAGAAUAUUUCUUUGCCGAAGGUGUUCGGUUAAAGAAGUACAGAGGGAUGGGAAGCUUAGAAGCGAUGGAUAGAAAAGAUGCUCAAGGUUCAGCCAUGAACCGAUACUUUCACAAUCAAAGGGAUAAGUUGAAAGUUGCCCAAGGUGUAAGUGGCUCCAUCGUCGAUAAAGGUUCGAUUCUAAGGUUUGUACCGUACCUCCAAAGUGGAUUGAAGCACGGAUGUCAAGAUAUUGGGGCACGAUCUUUAUCAAUGUUGAGGGACAUGACUUAUAGUGGACAAUUAAAAUUUGAGAGAAGAUCGUAUUCGGCCCAAUUGGAAGGGAACGUUCAUGGUUUAUUUUCUUACGAAAAACCAUGAUUUUCAAUGAAAUCGGAAUCUUUUGCGCCACUUUCCAAUAUUCCUUACUGUCUACAAUGUCUUAAUGUUAUGUAAGUAAACAUUUAGCAUUAAUCUCCAUUGUAAUGUGGCCGACUUAAUUUUCUAUUUUGAUUUUUUUCAGAUUCCGUCACGCACCGAGUUUAUUUAAAUUGAGUAUUUUCUUUCAGUUGCACGUUGGAGAUGUAUAUUUAUGUUUAAAUCGAAAAGCGGUGGGUGGUUUUAUGUUUGAUUACUUAGUACCAUGUGAUAGAUACUUUGUGUAAUGUACUGAUUGUUAGGUGUUCGUUUCAUAAGCGUAUCAUGUGAGUGUGUUACACUUGUUUGUUCAUAUAGGACCAAACUAGGAUUAAAAAAGCAUUAGGUAUUUUACAAUCUGUGCCAAAUCAUUAUAUUUGUAUAUAUUGCACGUUUGAAAGUAUUGUUUGUAUUAACGGAACAGAUUUUAGUAUUUUGUGUUUUUGUUGUUUGAAUUUUGGUUGUAGAAAAUAUUUUUUAAUUGCUCACGAUAUUGUUCUAAACAUUCUCAAGUUUUUUUGGGUUGCAAGAUCACUAAACUGUAGAUUUAGAUGAAAAUUAAAAAAUAGUGUAUAACAAUGUAACUGUACCAUUAGUUUUUUUUAUAAAGUGACAUAUUUUCUGAUACAUGUAUUUUACUUUUGUUAAUGAAAGUGUAAAAGUGUAAUUUUGUACUAAAUGUGGAACUGGGUAUUUGAAGGAUUCUAUUAUUACAAGAUAUUACUGUUUUGUUUUUACAUAACUGAAGAUGUAUGAAAUAAACGUUAAUAUGUGAA